AUGGAAUGGGGAUUCAGUGUUGAUAUAUGGAAUAUUGGCGUCAUGAUAUGGGAUAUAUUCGCGGACAAGCAUCUAUUCAAUGCCGUCGACGAAGACGGGGAUUACUCGCCAUCGCACCAUGUUGCUGAGAUGGUGGGGUUUCUUGGUCUGCCUCCGUUGUCGUUUAUCGAGCGAAAUCGGGAGACUCGGAAUGUGUUUACGGAUGAUGGCAAAUGGCUAGCCGCAGGCGGAAUCACCGUCUCUGCAACCUCACUCGAGGAGAUCGAGGAGAAUCUUAGUGGAAAGAACCAGGAACUGUUCCUCCAGUUCAUCCGAUCAAUGCUGCAAUGGGAGCCUGAGAGGAGGAAGACAGCGAGAGAGUUACUGGAUGAUCCGUGGUUGAACUCGACUUCACAUUCGUAG
Molecule: messenger RNA, 402 nt
Organism: Aspergillus tubingensis
Lineage: Eukaryota; Fungi; Ascomycota; Eurotiomycetes; Eurotiales; Aspergillaceae
Product: kinase domain protein
Exons: 3
Coding region: 1-402 (133 amino acids)
Biological process (GO): intracellular signal transduction; protein phosphorylation
Cellular component (GO): nucleus; cytoplasm
Molecular function (GO): ATP binding; protein serine/threonine kinase activity
Source: RefSeq, a predicted model, not a curated record